Salvelinus sp. IW2-2015 is the source of this 476-nucleotide messenger RNA. RefSeq names its product protein-tyrosine kinase 6-like. Lineage: Eukaryota; Metazoa; Chordata; Actinopteri; Salmoniformes; Salmonidae. The record is from RefSeq and is a predicted model, not a curated record. Gene Ontology annotation, molecular function: protein tyrosine kinase activity; ATP binding. Gene Ontology annotation, biological process: protein phosphorylation.
AGAGGGUUCUCAACUGGACCUGGUGUCUCUGGCGGACAUGGCAGCCCAGGUGGCUGAUGGGAUGGCRUAUCUGGAGCAGCAGAACAGUAUCCAUAGAGACCUGGCGGCCCGAAACGUCCUGGUGGGAGAGAACUACAUCUGCAAGGUGGCCGACUUUGGACUGGCCAGGAUCAUCAAGGAGCCCUUCUACGUGUCUGAGGACAAAAAAAUCCCCUUCAAGUGGAGUUCCCCGGAGGCCAUCAGCCACGGACGUUUCUCCAACAAGUCAGAUGUCUGGUCCUUUGGGGUUCUGCUCUACGAGAUGCUAACCUACGGUGGGAUUCCAUACCCAGGCUACAACAACAACGAGGUAUACCGUCAGAUCAUCGCUGGCUACAGGAUGCCAGCUCCAGAGAAAUGUCCAACUUAUUCUACAAACUCAUGUUGGCCUGUUGGAGUGACAACCUGCAGACAGACGCCGGACUUUCAGGAGCUCA